AUGUCCGCCGAAUGGAGCUCGAAUCCUCCCCCGGCGUAUGAGGAGUUUGACCCCUCCCGUCUAGCUCCCCCUAGUCAUGACAUCGGCCAGAGUCGCUUUUUUCGUUCCACGGCGUCUCUGGCCCUAGACCCCUCGGCAGGUGGCGACGAGAAGCGUCGAUUAUUGCUGAUCUACGUUCACGGCUUCAUGGGCUCCGAAGAAAGCUUUCAAAAUUUUCCGAAACACCUUCAUGAUCUACUCACCAUCUCACUGAGCGAAAGCCAUGUGAUCUAUACUAAAGUAUAUCCGCGGUACAAGACUCGCGGGCCGAUCCAUGUUGCGCGAGACCACUUUAGUCGAUGGUUGUCCCCCCAUGAGGCACCUGAUCUCGAUGUCAUCCUCCUCGGCCACAGUCUCGGUGGCAUCGUCUCCUCUGAGGUGGCAUUACUAUCACGGAAUCACUGCUUGAAGCAUCGCAUCUUAGGCCUCGUGAAUUUUGACGUUCCAUUCCUAGGUCUCCAUCCCCGAGUGGUGGCCACCGGUAUUGGGAGCUUGUUCCAUCGCUCGUCAGACGAUGCCAGUGAUGCUGAGGCACCUCCUUCUCCAGGGGGGUUCAACGUUCCGAAUCAGAACCAGACAUUCGACCCGGCAUUCUCCAACGACCUCCACCUGACAAAAUGGAAGGGCUGGAGCGGGGCCCGUCACUUUAUCUCCAAGUACUCGGAAAAUCUGUCGCGGUCCCUCGUGCGGUAUUUCUUUUCCUACUAUGACCAUGCUGGGUGCAUGAAUAACUAUCCUGAGUUGAUCAAGCGGCAUCGAAAGUUGAUCGAGCUAGAGGCUAUUGAUGACUGGAACACGCCUGCCGACUCGGGAGUCAACCGGAUUCGAUUCGUGAAUUACUUUACAACGAGUACAGGGCCUGUGAAAAAGGCUAAGAAAGGCAGUGCUCAGGACGAGCGAUUGCGAAGUGGCUCUGACGCUUCAUCCUCGCAAGCGGAUAUCAAACCUGAGGACUUGGUUCAGACACGCACUACUGCUGAUGAUAAUCACGGUGACAUUACAGCCAAACAUACUCAAGACCAGGCAAAUGACCUCGACAGCGGUCAUGGCGACGGCGACGAGGAAACCUCCCCUCCCAAAUCCCUCCGGAAAUUCUGCUACCUUCCCAAAGAUUCUAUCAAAGGGCGAGACGACCUCUGGGUGCCCGUACUCAUGGAAGGCGUGGACGAGGUAGUAGCCCACCAGUCCAUGUUCCUGCCGCGAAACAUCUACUACGACCAGCUGGUGGGCGACACGGCGUCACGCAUCGAAUCUUGGAUCCACGACGAUCUCACGAAACGAGCUGUUCUGAACGACGGGCUCGGCAAGUCUGCGUUUGCUGGGGUGGGUGGAUGA
This is a messenger RNA of Aspergillus melleus, 1374 nucleotides long. RefSeq lists its product as uncharacterized. The record is from RefSeq and is a predicted model, not a curated record. The transcript has 2 exons. Bases 1 to 1374 code for a protein of 457 amino acids. NCBI's taxonomy places the organism in Eukaryota, Fungi, Ascomycota, Eurotiomycetes, Eurotiales, Aspergillaceae.